Molecule: messenger RNA, 920 nt
Organism: Aspergillus fijiensis CBS 313.89
Lineage: Eukaryota; Fungi; Ascomycota; Eurotiomycetes; Eurotiales; Aspergillaceae
Exons: 2
Coding region: 128-745 (205 amino acids)
Source: RefSeq, a predicted model, not a curated record
AUCAUCCUCAACGUUGCUUAAUCUAAUCACUGAACUCAAUUCCAUCCACCAAUUCUCCAUCCACCGAUUCAAUAAACCAGCAACCAGCAAUAAAUCUCUCCUCACUCCAGCAGACAGAAAAGGAACCAUGUCCACCCGCAGCCUGACUCUCACCAAGCUCCCCCCGCGCUCCUCCUCCCUCCACCACCUCUCUCAAUCCCGCCCAUCCUUCCUCCGUCUCCGGCCGCUGUCAACAGCAACAGCAACAAUCCCCCUACGACUCACCCAUCCCCCAAGAACCCAAAAGCCCACCCUCCCCAUCCGCCUCCUCCCUCGCGCCCACCCAACCCCCCAAGGCAGAAGACCCUACACAACCGGCAAAUCCACCAGCGACAUCAUCGUCGAAGAGCUGCAGGAUCUCUACGAGACAGCAAAAGACGAAUUCGAAAUCGCCACCGAAAGCACGGAUGCGGCCACGAUCUACGCGGCCUCGGACCGGGAGGCGGCGCGCGACGCGCUGAACGAGCUGCUGGCGGUGUACACGCUGUACACGCGGGACGUGUCGCUGCUGGACGCGGCGGGGCGGUCCGGGGUGGAGAAGCUGCUGGGCGCGGAGGGCGGGGAGGAGGUGCGGAUCGACACCGGGUUGAAUCCGCAGGGGAUUGAGGAUGAGGUGCGGCAGGAGGUGCGGCGGAGGGUUGGGCAGCGGGUGCGGGAGUUGAAGGCGGCGGUUGAGGGGUUGGAGGAGAGGGCGGGGGAGGAAUAAAUAUAUCAGGAAAGGUUACUAGUUAUACUAUGAUGCUAUGGGUUGAUUGUUAUGGGGUACGGGGGUGGAUUUCAUCAACGUUUUUCCUAUAUCCAUUCUAGAAUACAUCCUGAACGUUCAGAAGUUCAACCUUCAAUGUAUAUACUGUGGGGUAUCGUAUCAAUAUUCUGUAAAA